AUAUUGAAUAAAAGCCUGGAUAAGCGUAUCGGAUUUAAAAAAAUAUUUAUAUAAAUUAUAAGAGAGAAGGAAGAAAUGGCUACUAAAACAGCCGUGAACUGCAGCGAGAUUCGAAUUGAAGUACCUUGGGGCCAUAUAGCCGGUCAAUGGUAUGGAGAUCAACUUCAACGUCCUAUUUUAGCCUUACAUGGUUGGUUGGAUAAUUGCGGUACGUUUGCUAAAUUAGCUCCGCUCUUGACGUCAUAUCGCAGUAUUUUAUGUAUUGAUUUACCUGGACAUGGGCUUUCGAGUCACUUACCCAUCGGUAUACAAUAUGAGGCUCUUGAAUAUGUACGCACGAUACUACGCGUAAUGAGAGCUUAUAAUUGGAAAACCGUUAGUUUAAUGGGCCAUUCAAUGGGCGGUGCAAUAGCAUUUGAUUUUGCAGCCAUCUAUCCGGAACACGUGGAUUUGAUAAUAGGUCUUGAUAUUAUAACAUUUCGCACUUACUCUGUAGAAGAUAUGCCGACUGUAUUGGAAUAUCUUAUUGGGAAGAACAUGGAGUUCAAUGAACGUUUAACUGAUAAAUGUGUUGCAAUGGAACCACCUUGUUAUACUAUGGAAGAAUGCGAACAUUUGCUGCAUGAGUCCACCGAUCGAUCCAUAAAUUUAGAAAAUUGUAAAUACAUUUUAGAACGCAACGUAACCAGAUCAACAUCACACCCUGAUAAAUACUAUUUUUCGCGUGAUGCGCGUGUAAAAGUGAAGCGUCGAUAUAAUGCGCCUCCAGAGUUGAUCAAUGAAAUGGCCAAACGUAUUUGCCGUGUAUCCAUACCGCAUCUUGUAAUCAAAGGCGGUAAGUCACGUAUCGUAAGCAAUGACAACACCGCUCUAACGGAUUAUCUACAGGAAAAUAAUAAAAACUUUGUGAUGCACACUUACCCGCCCGGUACUCAUCACUUACAUUUAAAUAAUGCCGACGCAGUCGCACAAAUAAUUAUUAAAUUUUUGCAAAACUAUGAUACUUUACGAAAAGGACAACAUUCAGUUGUUAAGGCCAAAGUCUAGAGACACAAGUUACUUUAUGCAAAUUUAAUGGUAUGGUUGGUAUUUUGAUAUAUUGAAAAAAUGGAAAAAGACCAGCAAAGCUUCGGCUGAAACUGUCUUACGGGAAAGAGAAAUAAGAAAAUAGAUGAAGAAGAAGAAAGAAAUAUAAGAGAGAAAGAGCGCUGGCAACCAAAAAGAAAAAAAAGAAUUAAAUAGAAAUUCGCGAGUAUCGCCGUAAUAGAGCGAUCCUGUCGCCUUGAAAGCGCUGCCAAUUUUCGCAUAAACUAAGUUACGAAGACUACUGACGUAUGCAGGAAUAAACUAGUAAUAAUUAAGUCAAUUUAAUCAUCCUAAAUGAUCCUCCUUAAUACCUCAAAACUUGCAAAAAUCUUUAAAAUAGAGCAAGAAAUUCUUAUAAUAAUUGUAAGAUAAGCGUGACUGAUUUUUCCAUUUUUAUAUAGAUGCUACAGGGGAAACCAUAGAAUGUAAUUGCAAAUUCUUCUAGUUCGAUCUGUUGUGAUUUUUAAGCACCGAGUAAACAAAUAAUUCCUUAUCAUUUUUGAAAAUACAUGUGGUCUCAAGUUAUUUUGUACGGGCAUGUCCUUUGAACGAUUUAGCUCAGAACUUCCUAUUCGAAGUGCGUUCUCACUCAAUUCAUAUCAUAGCCAUUUUCUCCCUUUUUGGAUUCUUGUCAUUGCAGGUAAACGUCAAUAAACAGUUGAUACAUCAACUGCCAACUUGUUCGAAAGUUGUUUGAGAGUUUGAGAGUUUGAGAUAGCUAUCCCUUCGAUAGGCCUUGCAAUUCAUCGUGUUCGAAAUGUUGAUACCAAAGCCAACAUUUAGAAUAUAAAGAAGCAGCACUACCAUCAACUUCCAAAAGUAUUUGAUGGGUUUCGGCAGCAUGUUCCUUCAAAUCAAACAACAAGAGUAAUGAAUGUUGAAAAUGCAAUGUUUUGCUAAAUGGAAAAUUUGUUGUUUUGUGUAAAAAAAAAGGUCAAAAUCAUCGGGUUUAAUCGUUGUGUACACUGAUAACUUAGCGUUGUUUUAUCAUUUUCAAUACACGCAAGCUCCUAAUACUUUGUGAGGACUCUUAAAUUUACUUCUGGUUGUUGCAAACGUUUCGAUAAAAUCAGCGUACAUACUCCUCAUCUUUCAGUGAUGAGUAUAAAAAAUCGGAAAGAAUUAAAUUUGUUGGCGUGGCACUGCGUGCCGGUUUCAAAUGUCGUAUUGAAAGUUUUGAAUUUUAUUAAAAAUGAACUUUUUUUGUAAAAUAAAUUUCUUUCAACUUUUGCUAUUAGUCUGCCUAGGCUAACAACGUAAAAUCGGUUUACGUAUUUAUAUAUUCC
Messenger RNA from Glossina fuscipes, 2372 nucleotides. Its product is annotated as probable serine hydrolase. The transcript is spliced from 2 exons. The record is from RefSeq and is a predicted model, not a curated record. The coding region runs from base 76 to 1047 and encodes 323 amino acids. NCBI's taxonomy places the organism in Eukaryota, Metazoa, Arthropoda, Insecta, Diptera, Glossinidae.